AUGGCUUGUGUCGCAGGAGUUAACAGAUGGGUGACACAGAAGUCUCGCUCUAUGAGAGAUCCACAUGAAUCAUCCGAAGUUCCUGUUCAUAUCAAGCGGUUGGUUCCUAUGUUGAUCAACCUCGGCUUUGUUGAAUUGGAAGAGUUACGAGCUGUCAAAAAGCUCAAUGAAUUGGAGAAACCAGUUCAGGAUGAAUACAUCUAA
Penicillium brevicompactum is the source of this 204-nucleotide messenger RNA. RefSeq lists its product as uncharacterized. The transcript has 2 exons. NCBI's taxonomy places the organism in Eukaryota, Fungi, Ascomycota, Eurotiomycetes, Eurotiales, Aspergillaceae. The record is from RefSeq and is a predicted model, not a curated record. The coding region runs from base 1 to 204 and encodes 67 amino acids.